UUAAAACUAGAGCUUAUGCCUUUUGUAUAGCUCAAGAUGUCCAGUGAGCAAACCUCAGAGAAUAUGCAGAAACUGAUCAAAUUUGACCGGCUCAAGUUCUCCGCUUCUGAGGACAAUAUGAUGCUGAAGCAGAUUGAGGCCACUCAUGAGCCUGAUGGGAGAGAGUUUGAUGUCAAACCUCUUCUUCAUCUUGUGGAGCAGAUCUUUACCUGUGCUACCCCAAAGAGCGAUGUCACUUUCGAUAGUUUGGACCUGAAAACAAAUGAUGUGGAAGCUUUGGAGGACAAGACCCACCAAGCUGGCUUCAUUUCCACGCUUGAAGCUUUGGCCUAUACCAUUGACAGGAUUUCCUGUGAGAUAAGAUGCAAGUGCUCUGGCGGAGAAGAAGCACAUCAAAGGGCAAUCUCAGUGUUGAACAUGGUAUCAAGCCAUCCAUGGGAUGCCAAAUUGGUGCUGACUCUCUCUGCUUUUGCAGUAAACUAUGGAGAGUUCUGGCUUGUUUUCCAGUCAUAUAACUCAAAUGAUCUGGCCAAAUCUAUGGCAAUCCUUAAACAAGUACCUGAGAUCUUGGGGCGUUCAAGCAUGCUGAAACCCCAAUUCAAUUCAAUCAAAGACCUUAUAAAAGCCAUGCUAGAUGUCGCCAAUUGCAUUGUCAAGUUUAGGGAGCUCCCAUCUCAGUACAUUACCACAGAUGAAUCAGCAUUCUCCACAGCCCUGGCUAAUAUUCCCAUAGCUGUGUAUUGGACAAUUAGAUGUGUUGUGGCCUGUGCUUCCCAGAUUGCUAGGCUUAAAGGGCUGCAGGGUGACGAGCACCCACUGUCAACUUCGGAGGCUUGGGAGAUCUCAGCCUUGGUUCAUAAGGUCAGCAACAUACAUAACCACCUCAGGGAUAAACUAGAUGCCUGCCAUAAGCACAUAGAUGACAAGAGACGCAUGGAAGCUUACCAGAUGCUUUUGGAAUUAUUCAAGACGUCCCACAGCGACAACAUGAAGGUUCUCAAAGCAUUGAUAUAUGCAAGAGACAACCAGAAUCCACUUUUUCAUGGAGCCACCCACAGAAGGGUUGACAUAGACGUCUUUAAGGACACACAUGUGCUUUUGCUCAUAUCAAACUUAGACAUCUCCCAUGAUGAACUUGAGGUUCUUGAAGAUAUAUACAGAGAGUCACUGAAGAAGAGGCCUGGUAUUCAGUAUGAGAUUGUAUGGCUCCCAAUCAUAGACCAAUCUGAUCCAUGGAUGGAGAGCAGUCAAAAGUUGUUUGAGAAUCAUCGGGCCAGAAUGCCAUGGUACACCAGGCAUGACCCUUUGCGCAGCCCUUCACCGGAAGAUGGUGCUGUGAUUACGUUCAUAAAAAAGGAGUGGCACUAUGGAAGGAAGCCUAUUCUCGUGGUUUUAGGUCCGCGAGGACAGGUAGUGUGCCAAAAUGCUCUCCAUAUGAUGUGGAUUUGGAAGGAUGAGGCCUUCCCUUUCACUACCUCAAGGGAGGAAGAUCUAUGGAAGGAAGCAACUUGGAAACUUGAUUUUCUGGUGGAUGGCAUUGAUCCAAGGAUUUCCGAAUGGAUAGCAGCUGGAAAAAUCAUAUGCCUAUAUGGAGGAGAUGACAUAGAAUGGAUCCAGAGGUUUACAACCAUUGCAAAGAAGGUUGCAGAAUCAGCAGGCAUUUCCCUGGAGAUGGUUUAUGUGGGAAAGAGCAAUCCAAAGGAACUUGUCUAUACAAAUAUUAAGACCAUAAUUGAGGACAAAUUGAGUCACCAUUUGAAAGGCCUGACUUCAAUUUGGUACUUCUGGGUUAGAAUAGAGAGCAUGUUGUACUCCAAAAUGCGACUUGGCCAAACUGUUGAGAAGGAUCCUACAAUGCAGGAAAUCUUGAAGAUGCUUAGUUUCGAUAACAGCCAUGAGGGAUGGGCUCUGCUCAGUAAGGGAUCAGAGGAGAUCACAAAGGCAAAAGGGGAUUCAUUUUUAACUUGUUUACGGCAGUAUAAUCAGUGGGAGGUGCAUGUGCAGAAAAAGGGUUUCCUGCAGGCACUGAAUGAUCAUCUUUUGCAAAUUCACCCCCCACAUCACUGCAAUCAAUUCGAGCUCCUUGUUGCUGCUGGGAUGAUUCCUGAAACACUUGUGUGCUCAGAGUGUGGCCGCAAAAUGGAGAAGUUCUUUGUUUACCGCUGCUGUGAUGUAUAAAUGGACACAUUAUUAAUUUCUAUUAUAAUUGUUCUUA
Messenger RNA from Vitis riparia (riverbank grape), 2215 nucleotides. RefSeq names its product protein SIEVE ELEMENT OCCLUSION B-like. Bases 37 to 2178 code for a protein of 713 amino acids. The record is from RefSeq and is a predicted model, not a curated record. Gene Ontology annotation, biological process: phloem development. The transcript has 7 exons. NCBI's taxonomy places the organism in Eukaryota, Viridiplantae, Streptophyta, Magnoliopsida, Vitales, Vitaceae.